Molecule: messenger RNA, 1896 nt
Organism: Prorocentrum cordatum
Lineage: Eukaryota; Dinophyceae; Prorocentrales; Prorocentraceae
Source: the annotation of a GenBank genome assembly
GCAGUACACCGACAAGACCAGGACGGACGUCGCGUCUAGCCUGGCGAUCGCGCAACAGUCUCUGUCGAGCCUCAGUUCGACGAGGGGGGAACACUGUUCGAGCAUUGACCAGGCGGUGGAGAAGCGGAUGUGCAGACUGGAGCACAAAGUGGACUUCCACGACACGAGGACCACCAAACUGGAGGCGGAGCUGCAGGAGCUGCGGGACUUGCUCGGGCUCAUGCGGCGCGAGGAGCUGCCCCGCCCCCCCGUGGGCGCGGGCGGCUCUGACAGGGAGAUCGGCCCGACCAUCAUCGCGGUUCGGCCUCAGGUCCCGCUCCCGCGGGAGCAAGUGGCUAAGGUAGUGGAACCUUGGCUCGCGGACAGCAGCGUGGCCUCGACCGAUUACUCCGUGGCUUCCUGGUCGAGGUGCUGGAUGGAGGAGGAUCACGAGGCCUCACCGAUGGGCGUAGCGGACGUGGGGUUGCCGACUAGCGCGGGCAAGAGCCCGAAGAUUAUGGCGAGGGAGAUGGGCUGCAAGAAGAUCAUGCGCUCGCUCGCCGCGCUGCGCCCGCAGCGCAAGUUUUUCGUGGACAAGGACACAGGGGUGGUCAGCUCCGUAGCCAUUUUGGCUCAAGGCGGUGGCGCUCUCGGGUGCCCUCGCGCCUCCUCGGCUUUCGUCGGGCGGCGCGGUUCCUCCCGCGCCUGGGCUGCGAUGGCGCGCGGCGGGCGUGGCGGUGCGAGCCGAGGCAUCGUCGCGCGGCAUGGGGCGGCGUGCGCCACCCUCGCCACGGUCGACGAAGCUGCGGAGCUCAUGUCCGCGCUGCUGGUGCGCCAGGUGGCCGGCGGCGGGCGGACGGCGGCGGCGGCGGGCAGCGCGGCGCGGCCCGCCCUCGACGGGGAGGCGCAGCGUGUGCUCGGCGCAGCUGCAGAGGUUGUGGCCACGCUGGGCGAGGCAACGCUGGCCAAGGGCCUCCAGGCGCUGCGGGCUAAGGGGGCUCCUCCCCCGUCGCACUGGGCGCGGGGGCGGCGCGAAGUGGAUGCGGCAGCAGCGCUGCUGAGGCAUCCGGGCGGAGCCGAAGCGGCGCUCGAGGAGGCGCGCAAGUGGAUGGCUGGAGGCGCUGGCACUCCAAAGUUCGAGGGCAAGCAGAACGAGCUGAACACCAUCGUCGACGACGCAGUUGAGGUCGACGGCAAGCGGAACGAGGUGGAGGGCAUCAUCAACCCCAUCGCGACGAAGGCAAACGAGAAGGUCGAGGUCAACAUCGGGAAGGUCGAUGGCAAGCGGAAGGUGCUGAAGGGCAUCGGCAACCCCGUCGCGAUGAAGACAAUCGGGCGUGAAGUGAUCGAGGCGACGUUGGAGGCGCAGCAGGGCAGCGUCAACCUUUGCCUCAGCAUAUGCGCAACCCUGCAGGAGGAUAAGCUGCAGGACACAUUCAAGGACGACGCUGGCACUCGCACAAUCGAGGGCAAGCAAAAAGACCUGGACACCACCGCCAACGGUACCUUUGAGGACGGCGGCCAGGCGGGCGUGGAGGCUCUCUUCGAGGAGCGCGAGGGCUUGCCGAAGGAGCAGGAGGGCGUGAGCCACGCUACGAUGGUGGCGUACCAGGCAGAGGUCGGCGAGGGCUCUUCUGAGGAGAAGACCGAAAACGCGGUGCACGGUGUCCUCGACGGGGCGGAGCUGGAAGGCAUCGUCAAACCCAUCACGAUGAAGGUGGGCGACCGCGUGCGCAUCACGAAGGGCCAGAACGCAGGGGGCGGUGGCAGCGUCCUCAGCGCAGGCGACACCAUCGUGCGCGUUCGUCUCGACGGAGCUGGCGCUGGGCGACAUGGGGUUGCCUGCGAGCCACGUGACAACGUCGAGAUGGAGGCCGAGGAGCUGCGCCGCGCGGUGCGGGCGCUGCGGCAGCCGAG